Messenger RNA from Drosophila obscura, 3587 nucleotides. RefSeq lists its product as uncharacterized. The record is from RefSeq and is a predicted model, not a curated record. Bases 44 to 3409 code for a protein of 1121 amino acids. Lineage: Eukaryota; Metazoa; Arthropoda; Insecta; Diptera; Drosophilidae. The transcript has 9 exons. Gene Ontology annotation, biological process: mitotic cell cycle.
ACAAUUUGUGCAAUAACAGCGCGUGUGGAAACCCCUGCAGGCCAUGGAUAAGUUCGUGCAACGCAAGCCCUCAUGGAAAACGAUGACUUACGAGGCGACCGUGGCCAACGCGGAACAGAAAAAGCUGAAAAUGCAGCACGCUGCGCCACCACAGCGUCGCCCAUUGCAAGAGCAGCCUGAUUCGAAUCUCACCCCCAAGCGUCUCAAUCAGCCUCACUAUGCAGCAGACACGUUGCGUGCCGCUGAGAAGAUGCCUGAAGUACAUACUAGUCCAGCGAAAACGUCUCAACCUUGUCCCGUGCCCCGGGCCGUUCCACAACCGACGACGCGUGGUUCUGUCAGCAAAGGACCUUCUGUAAUGCCAUCGAAUGGUGUGACAACGCCCACGUCCAAGCAGGGCGGGCACUGGGCGCGUCUCCAGAAUGAUCUCAACAGCCCCAGCGCUACACUUCGAAUGCGUGCCAUACGCGCUCUAAAAAGUCCCACCAAAACCGCAUACAAUGUGUUUGAUGUGUCGCAUACCGAACAGAAUAUCAUCUCUGCCGACGAGCGUAAUCCCAAGCCACCGCCUUCCCUCCCGGAGAUCCUGAGCCCGGUUGUGGUCUAUGUGGAGGUGCGUAGCGGCAACGACAAUCGUUCCGAUGGUGUCAAGACAAUCAUUGCCAAAAUGGGGGCCCAGGUCAACGAUCGUCUGCUGCGCAACACCACGCAUGUGGUCUUUAAGGAUGGUCUACUCUCGACCUACAAAAAGGCCAUGGAGUGGAAAAUACCAGUUGUCUCCAUAUUGUGGAUUGAGGCCUGCAAGGUGCAACGAAGGAUUUGCGAACCCGAAAAGUUUCCCAUCAGCAACUUGCACAAGUAUGAGUAUCCCGAGCUGUACGGCAAGAUAACGCGUGUUCGGUGCAUGCAACCGGGUUCGGAACUUCUUAUCAAACGUCCGGCCAAACGCCCAGUCACCCCCACAUCAUCGAGCGACAAUGGCCCAGGAUCGGGCAGCAAGCGAACCGCUUUGGGAACGCCAACCACAGCGGCCAAGAAUGACAUCAGCCGUUUCUUUAAGGCUCUCAACCACAACAAGCAACUGGCCGGAGAAGAGGCGGCAGAGUCGCCAGCCACUAAACUGCUCAACAGGAUAUCCAAUGGCAGUUAUACGCCAUUGCCUCUGGGCACACCUACCUUGCAAGAGAAACCUCUGGAAAUUGGAGUUGCCUCCAACCAAAGACCGCAGGCCCAGAAGAGUUUGAACUUUAAUGAGAAAGCAGGCAACGAUGAGCUGCCGCAGACUGCCAAACCACGGCCCCGCCGUAGCACAACAGAGCCCACUCCUGUGACUACGCCGGUACGCACCAGUGGCCGACGCAGCUCGGCGCACAUUCCCAUGACUAGCAAUGCGGACACUUCUCAGCCUGCAGAGCCAGAGCCACGGAUGACACGCCGCCGCAGUUCGGCGCAUAUUAUGCUGGCAAGCAAUGAGGAGGCUUCUCCGCCUCGAAAGCCACGCACGCUGCGUCGCUGCAGCUCAGCUCACAUUCCCAUAGCGAGCAAUGCGAAUGCUGCAGCAGAGCCAGAGCCACGAGUGACGCGCCGCCGCAGCUCGGUCCAUAUUCCCAUGACUAUUACUGCGGGAGCUCCUCCACCUGCAGAGGCAGAGCCAGAGCCACGCCAGAAUCGUCGCCGCAGCUCAGCGCACAUUGUCAUGGCCGUCAAUACUGAUGCUGCGCCGCCUCAACAGCCAGAGUCACGAAUGACACGUCGUCGCAGCUCAUUGCUACAGGCUGCCAAGGAAACUGUGGAAUUGGCACCGAAAGAUCCAUUUGCAUCAAUUGCCGAGGAGCUGGCUCCCAUAGAUGAGGACAAGAAUCCGAUAGCCGAAGAACCUGCUGGGGAUGCUACCGAGUCGAAUUGUAAGACAUCAUUGAUAACCAACUUGGACGAGUCCAUGGCAGCUGCAAAAGAACUUAACAAGACCGAUUUCGUUCAACAUUCGCUGGAAAUAAGCGUCGAAAUGCCAUCGAAAGUUCUUCAUCGGGCGGACAAGCGUGGCACCCUGUACACCUCAGAGCUUAUGGAGAUCAGCAAAGAAUACCAAAACGAGAACGUGCCGCUGAAUGUGACGGCCAGAAAAUCGCUGUCCAAUGUGACUAUGCAAACGUCCGCACUUCUAGAUGAGCACUCGACACCGCCGCUGUUUAGCUCGACUCGCCUGCCCAGCAGCAGGUCCAGCACCACCUUAAAUCGAAGGCGCACCAUCUUCAACAUGGACAUGGAGGUGAUCAACGAGGGAAUUGACAGACUGAACUCAUCUCAUCGUCGGUCCCUGGUGCUGGCCAAUCAGGCGGAGUUGGGAGAGUGCGACAAAUUAGUCGUGACGACGGACAAACCUCUGGCGGUGGAGGAUCCCCCGAGUGAACCAAAGAGGCGGCGUCUAUUCACCCCGAACGAAGUGGUAAAGAUCUCACCCCCAAAGUCAAACUACAAGCAGCGUUUAAGUCUUAGUGGAAAAAAUGCACCCAACGGAUCAGCAAAAAAGCGUCGUCGUUCAUUGGCAGUUCCCGUACCCGCCUGCUCUUCCUCCGAUUUAAGCUGUCCUGCUGCUCAUGUUGAACGUGAAAGCACUGAUAAAUUUCUCACACCCGAAGGCUCCGUGGAUGGCUUCAAAGACGUGGAUACAUCCUCCAGAAUUGAAGUAGCUGCAGUAGCGGAGAAAACGCCGAGCAGCAAUCGCCGUUCAACUGUGAUCCGUACUCUGGUGCACACGAACAUGCAUCAUGGGCAGGUCCAGGUGAUUCAAAAGGCCAUACGGAGGUUGCGUGGAAUGCGGCUGGAUCCCACUGUGACCAACCGAACCACCCACUUGGUUAGCCUGGAGCCGCGCCGCACGCUGAAUCUCCUUCGCGGACUCAUGCGUGGCGUCUGGAUUGUCGACUAUGACUGGAUCCUGGAAUCGCUGCGUGUCGGCAAAUGGGUAAACGAAGAAAAAUAUGAAUUGAAAAAAUUCUCCCGUGCCGUUGAGAUUUGCCGCACUGAGCGACAGGCCUUUGGCAUCCACUACCACUGCGAGCUCUUCCGCUACAUGGAAACCUUCUAUGUGUCUCCCCUUUGCCGGCCCAUCGAGUUCAACAACAUGAAGGAGCUGCUGUUGCUGGGCGGCGCCAGACUGACGGAGAAUCGCUUCAAGGCAAAAUACAUUAUUGGCGACAAACGACGAGUAGUGGACGAGCGCCUUUAUCUGACGCCCUACUGGGUGCUGGAUAGUAUCACAUCCAUGCAAAUCCAAAAGUUCGGCAAAUACCUAAUGAAGAGUGCCAUUGUAACGCCCAGCGGCAUCAGGUACGAAGAUCCAAGGGCGACCCGUCUUACUGCCCUAAAAGCCAAUUAUAAUGAUCCACCACUGGUGAUGGACAAAUAGGUGUCAACCUCUGUUCUGUUUUAUCAUUGUUCUUCAGACAAAAUUCUGUAAACCGAAUUUCCCAAUGAGUUGAAAUUUGAUAAUAUAUUUAGUCCACAUUUAAGUUUAAAUAGACCACAAUAUUGUUAAGUAAUUUGUUCUUGAUAAUUGACAAACAAAUGUAGUCGAAAAAAAAAAA